This is a messenger RNA of Laccaria bicolor S238N-H82, 2481 nucleotides long. RefSeq lists its product as uncharacterized. The coding region runs from base 1 to 2481 and encodes 826 amino acids. Gene Ontology annotation, biological process: translational initiation. The record is from RefSeq and is a predicted model, not a curated record. NCBI's taxonomy places the organism in Eukaryota, Fungi, Basidiomycota, Agaricomycetes, Agaricales, Hydnangiaceae. Gene Ontology annotation, cellular component: eukaryotic translation initiation factor 3 complex. The transcript has 7 exons. Gene Ontology annotation, molecular function: translation initiation factor binding; translation initiation factor activity; RNA binding.
AUGUCCAGAUUUUUCAGGCAAGCAGGAGAUUCUGACUCUGACUCUGAUUCAGAGUCAGAGUCAGAGCUCAUGACCAGCGGUGACGAAGAAGCCCCGUCAAAGCCGACAGCUUCAGCCCCCAAGCCAGCAAUCGACUCAGAAUCAGAAGAAUCCACAGAUACGGACAGUGAAGCAGGACCUGAGGGAGACGGUGAUGAAACAGAUGAUGAGGGUGAACGUCCAGGUGUCCGAAUCAUUAGUGCGCAAGAGAAGCGAUUGAAGGAAAUGGAGGCUACAGGCAAGGUUAUGGAGAACGCUCUCAAAAUUAAUGAUUGGGUGGCUAUUUCUACCGGCGAGUUUUUAACAUUGGUUUUGGAAUCUGUGGCUGAACAGCCGAUCCCGCCUUUUUAUGUCCGAACGCUAGUUAACUUGGAAUCUUCUAUCAACAACGCCCUUGUCAAAGAAAAAGAAGCGAAGAAAAAAAUGAACGCUACAAACGCCAAGGCCCUAACAGCGAUGAAGCAAAAGAUAAAAAGGGCAAUCAAGGAGUACGAGACGGAUGUCAAAAAGUACCUGGAGGAUCCUGAAGCCUUCAACCGCGAGUACGCCGCACUGGUUUCGAGGGAGCCAAUUGCACCUGCUGCCCCUGGUUCCCGUGGAGCAACGGCUACCACAGGUGAUGAUACCACUGUCGAGGAAUUCACCACGGUUGGAAAGGGUGGACGAGGUGUUCAGUUCACCUCCGAGGGCAUAUUCAAAAACCUGCACGCUGUUCAAGAAGCUCGAGGAAAGAAGAAUACGGACCGCGCCGAACAGAUCCGCAUCCUAGAGAAACUCCUUGAAGUGGCAGUUACUCCAUACCAGAGAAUCCGUGUUCUUCUUGCCCUGAUCUCUUCGCGGUUCGACUACAACUCUUCCGUCUCAACACAUAUGCCAACGGAGUUAUGGUUAGCCGCACAGCGAGAAGUGGAUCAGCUCGUUUCAAUAAUUGCAUCGGACUCCAACUUUUCCAUUCAAGAGGUCACAGAAGACUAUGAUGAACUUGUUGAGCGCUCUGCUUCAACAGAACGAGGAGUUGUUCACGUCCGAGGCUCUAUCAUAAGCUUCAUUGACCGUCUGGACGAUGAAUUUACUCGUAGUCUACAAAAUAUUGAUCCGCACGGAACCGAGUACGUGGAUCGCCUCAAGGACGAAAAGGUUCUAUAUUGCACAAUAUGUCGCGCUCAAGCCUUUUAUGAAAAAACAAAUCAAAAUGACCCCCUUGGACGAGUUAUCAUGAGAAGACUGGAACAUAUCUAUUCAAAGCCCAACGCCGUGGUACAGGCACUGGAAGCAGCUGUGGAUGAUUCUGAUGUGAAACCUUCAAUGACUCUUGUUGCACAAGGAGGCACGGCGGCCCUCGUCCACGGCCUUUGCGUUCAUCUCUACAAAGCUGGGAAUUCUCUUUUGAGAACACGAGCAAUGCUCAGCCACAUCUACCACCACGCUCUACAUAACGACUUUCACACUGCGCGUGAUAUGCUUUUGAUGUCUCACUUGCAGGAGUCAAUUCAUUCAGCUGACGUGGCUACUCAAAUUCUCUACAAUCGCACUGUUGUGCAGCUUGGAUUAUGCGCCUUCCGAUCUGGAUUGAUCAAAGAGGCCCAGGCGACACUACAGGAUAUAUUCACUACUCAGCGAGUAAAGGAACUCCUUGCACAGGGCGUCCAUCAACAACGCUUCCAAGUGUUAACACCCGAACAAGAAAAGGCGGAAAAGCAGCGGCAGCUUCCCUUUCACAUGCACAUAAACACAGAAUUGCUAGAAGCCGCGUUUCUUGUCUCCAGCAUGCUCAUCGAGAUCCCCUUACUUGCAAGCAUCGACUCUGAAGAAUUGAAACGCAAGGCAAUUUCAAAACCAUUCCGAAGAUUACUGGAUUUUGCUGAUCGUCAAGUUUUUACCGGCCCACCUGAGAGCACGAGAGACCAUAUCAUGCAAGCUAGCAAGGCAUUACAGGACGGUGAAUGGGAGACAUGUCGUGACUUAAUUCAGAGCAUCAAAAUUUGGAGUCUGAUGCCCGAGGCUGCCGCGGUCAAGGAAAUGUUAGCCAAGCGCAUCCAAGAACAAGGCCUGAGAACCUACCUUUUCACAUAUGCACCCCAUUACAGCACUCUUUCUCUUUCUCUUCUCUCCAGAACCUUUUCUCUAUCCCUUCGGACAGUCUCGUCGAUCGUUUCCAAAAUGAUUUGGAAUGAAGAAUUGUCGGCGUCCCUCGAUCAGUCAGGUGGCAUUGUUCUUUUUCAUAGAAUCGACCUUUCACGCCCUCAACAAUUGGCACAAGUUAUUGCGGAAAAGGUGGCGGCUAUGGUGGAUCAGAAUGAGAAGGCGUUGGACGUUAAAAUGGGUGGCACGGGUGGUUGGGGCGAGAGGACCGAUGGCAGCAAAGGGGAAAAACGAGGUGAACAGACACAAGAACGUAGAGGCCGAGGAGAGAGAACAAGGGGUGCUCGAGGUAUGUUCUGA